AUGCCAACCUUUGCCAUUUCACUCUCCUUCCACAAAGACACGUACCCAACAAUGGAGAAUAUAAUUCACACACAAACACUUAUCUGUUCUCCACUUCUGCCCUAUAAAGUCAGGAUUUUUAACUCUGAUUUUUCUCCGUACACUCCGUCCCAAGUGAUAAGAUUUACAGGAGAUCGAGUUAAAGAAAUGUUGAAUUCUCUGAUGAAUGUCGGAAACAAUGGUGGCGGCGGCGGAGGAGGAGGGAGGAAGCAAGAGCGGAGGACUGCUCAGGCGAGUUCAAGAAAAGGGUGCAUGAGAGGGAAAGGUGGUCCGGAGAAUGCUUCUUGUACUUACAAAGGCGUUCGCCAACGCACGUGGGGAAAGUGGGUGUCGGAGAUACGCGAACCCAACCGUGGCAGCCGUGUGUGGUUGGGCACUUUCAACUCCGCCCGUGAAGCUGCCAUAGCUUACGACGCCGCUGCCCGGAGACUUUACGGACCCAAUGCCCAUGUCAAUCUUCCCGACGAGACAGCUCCGGCUCCACCUCCGCCACCUGCAGUUACUGAGGCAGCCAAAGAAGCCAGGUACCAUCGGGCCAUCGAGCAAAUGAAAAAGCAGCAGGAAUUCGAAAGGCAAAUACAAAUAUACAUGCAUCAACAGCAGCAGCAGCAACAACAACAACAUCAUCAUCAGAUCAAAAUAGAAAGCACUACAAUUCCCGAAAUCCCUGAUCUUAAUGCAAACACCGUUGCAAAUUAUCAUACUUUUCACAAUCAUAAAAUCAGCCACGAAGCUAGAACAGGAGAGAACUACGUACAUCACAAGCCGUCAAAUGGGAAUCUGAACGCUAAUCUGCCGGAGUUUGACGACUCUGGUUUAUGGACGGAGGCGGCUUCCACGAUGGAUUAUCAAUCACAGGCGAUCGAUCCUGGAAUUGCUGCCUCAACUUUCAAUGACACUAUUGGCAUUGAACUGAAUCACCCAUUAAUGCACCUCUACCUUAUCUCAUCUAGAUUAGGGUUUUCGACGAAGAAAGACGUCGACGAUAGAUGGUUUUCGCCGAAGAAGAAGAAGAAGGAUAUGAUAAGGACGAGACUCACCGAAGAAGAGAGAGAAACGAAGGCGGAGUUUGUGGCUCGAGUUUCCAGAUGA
Molecule: messenger RNA, 1131 nt
Organism: Lactuca saligna
Lineage: Eukaryota; Viridiplantae; Streptophyta; Magnoliopsida; Asterales; Asteraceae
Source: the annotation of a GenBank genome assembly